AUGGCAGUGGUGGUUGACGACAAGGUGUAUCCAUUGCAUCAAUCGAAUUUGACAUCAUUGCUUUAUACCGGUGACGCCCCAACGCCAUCACAAGGUUACUAUUUUGCCAAGACAAGUGAUGGCCACCAUGUCACAGAACGGGAGCCAUUUACCCGAAGUCUUGAUGGUCGUCCUGGAGAUGAUGUCUACUAUGAGGUGUAUAAUAGAUCCGUCAACGCACAUCCAAUGAAGGACUUGCCACAGUAUCUGGAACCUCUUGAAAGCAUUCAUCGUGUUGAUUCGGAUCUUCAUCGAUACAACGAGAUUGCCACUGUACACUUUACCACCGCCAAUCAAUCUGCCAUCGAUUACAUGCAUACGAAUGUUACAGCCGACUUUCAAGUUGUGUGCAACAUGACCUACAUCAGGGGUGAUGAAAUCCAAACCUUUGACGACGUGGAGUUGGAGCUUGCAGGAAGAAGCUCUCGUUUAACUCCCAAGCUCAGCUACAAUAUCAAGAUUCCCAAGGGACAAAAGUUGUAUGAAUACCGUCGAUUGAAGCUACGAUCGCUCUUUAGUGAUCCAUCCUAUGUGCGUGAAAGCAUGGCAUACCGUAUCAUUGAAUCCGCUGGCCUUGCCACAUCCAAGUUUUCUUAUAUUCGCGUGUUCAUCAAUAAUGAAACGGCUGGUCUUUUUGGCAUUAUUGAGAAUUUCAAGAACCCAUGGGCCAAGAAUGAAUUUGCCAAUGGUGAUAACGACUAUCCUAAUUAUUCUCGAGGCAAUCUUUAUCAAGGCCAUUUGGGCGAACCACCCAAGACAUUCUCUGAUCUAGGCUACAUUGGCGACAAUGUCACUGCCUAUGCAGCAGGCCAAUACAAGAUCAAGGAAGAUCCUUCAGAAGGCGAACCCGAUUAUGCCCCGUUGAUGAACUUGACUCGCUUUAUUGCCCAUGCGCCUACCAAUACCUCGAACGCUGUUGAGGAAUGGAACAAGCAUUUCGAUAUGGAAAGUGUGCUUCGAGGUAUGGCAUUGGAAGUCCUUGUUGGCUACUCUGAUGGCUAUUUGACCUUGGCCGAUAACUACUAUGUGUACCAAAUGGGUGUCAAUUCUACACGCUUCCUCUACAUCCCUUCAGACCUCGACAUGACAUUCGGCAGCACGCUUGUAAAGAUGAGUGAUAUGGUGUCUGGUGAUUACAACCGUUUCCCAGGUCUCCACGAUCGCCCAUUGACAUCGCAAUUCCUUCGUGUGCCUGAAUUCAAGGAUCGCUUUGAGAAGUUGCUCAAUAGCCUCUCUGCACAUCUUGUGACACCCAAGGUCCUGGAUCCCGUGAUCGAUGACACUGUCAACAUGAUUCGCCCCGAUGUUGAAUGGGAUUUGACGUUGCCACGCUUGAGCCAGUUCAACUUUUCCGAUUCUCAAGAAGCCAUGGGCAGCCUUAUGGAUGUCAGCACCGAUAUGAGCCAAUUUAGCAUGCCAUCGACUGUGGAUAAUGCUACGAUGCAAGAAUUGUUCACUGGUGCCACUGCAAAUGUGACAUUCGAUGAAGCUAUCUCCGGACAUCUUGGUCUCCUCUCCUUAGCCAGUAUCAAGGAAUUCAUUGCAAACCAAAGCUCAGCUACCCAAGAGUACUACCGUCAGCGUCAAUGA
Molecule: messenger RNA, 1629 nt
Organism: Lichtheimia ornata
Lineage: Eukaryota; Fungi; Mucoromycota; Mucoromycetes; Mucorales; Lichtheimiaceae
Exons: 4
Coding region: 1-1629 (542 amino acids)
Source: RefSeq, a predicted model, not a curated record